AUGCAACGAGAUUAUUUAAUAUAUCCUUUAUUGAUUGGAACUCAUUCAGGAGUUAUUUGGUCAUAUGAAAAUCCAUUGGAAUUAAUAAUAUUUGAUAAUAAUCAUCCACUUGAUGUUUCAGCUAAUAAAUGUAAUAGUUCAUCAUUUUGUCUUUGGUAUGUAUCACCUCUAUGGCAAUUUAAUGAUGUAAAUAAUACAACAUAUGCUCUCAUGGAAAAAACUCAAACAACUAUUGUUUUAGAAGGUUCAGCAGCUGAGAUCGUGCAAUUAUUAGUCUAUCAUUCAGCAAUGAAUGUUCUCAAUCUAAAAUGUUUUCUUUCACCUAUUACCGGUCAAGCACAAUUGGUUGUUACACCAUCAAGAGUUACUUGUUCUGGAGUGAAUGGAGAUAAUUAA
This is a messenger RNA of Rotaria sordida, 396 nucleotides long. NCBI's taxonomy places the organism in Eukaryota, Metazoa, Rotifera, Eurotatoria, Philodinida, Philodinidae. The record is from the annotation of a GenBank genome assembly.